CAGCCCGCGGGCUAAUUUCGCACGCGUUCUAACCCAGCAACUGUUGGGAUGGCAGACGAUGCUCCAGCUCUGAAGCGUGAUACAACCAUGGCUGCUACAGCCAAGGAAGGAGAGGACUUUCUUAAGUCACAGGGGCACAAUGUAGCUGCUGUUGCUGAUGCUGAUGUGAAGACACGUGGUCAGAAACAAGAGCUAGAACAGAUAUCUCCAUCAGCCAAGCUCACGCGGGCCAGCACUACGGCUGUUACGACCGAGGAAGCAAAGUAUGUGCUGGAGGGCAAGCAACGGUCACGAACUAGGUCACAGACUGCUCAUGCUGAUGAUGAUAAAGAUGACUCAGAGUCUAAAGCAACAAUGCAGAGAACAAGCACAAUGGCUGCAACUGCAAAGGAGGCUGCUGGUUUACUGGGCAUUAGUGAUUUGGGGAAAACAAGAGGACAGACAGUUGAAAAGCAACAAGGUGAAGAGGAGGAAACUGAGGAUGCUCCUCCACUUAAACGAGCGAAGACAAUGGUGGACACAGCCAAGGAGGGAGCUGCUUUAUUGGGAGACAAGGAGUUGGGCUCAACUCGAGCUGAGACUGCUGCUGUUGCUUCUCUAGAGGAAGAAGAAAAGCCAUCGCUCAAGAGGUCUGGGACAAUGGAUGUGACAGCACGGGAGGCAGAGGAGUUUCUGGCUCGUCCGAAGCAGACGCAGGCUUGAAUUGAAUUGAUUUGCAUUGAUUCUUGGACUUUUUUUACUUCAUGCUCAUCCGUGCACUUUUGCUUUCAUUUGCCAUAUAUCUCUAGAUAUAGCAACUGCAGAUGCCAAACUUUGCAGUUUAAUUACUGCAUGUUGCUCUUAAAUAUAAAGUCUACAUUUUA
Corticium candelabrum is the source of this 863-nucleotide messenger RNA. RefSeq lists its product as uncharacterized. Lineage: Eukaryota; Metazoa; Porifera; Homoscleromorpha; Homosclerophorida; Plakinidae. The record is from RefSeq and is a predicted model, not a curated record. The transcript has 6 exons. The coding region runs from base 49 to 702 and encodes 217 amino acids.